AUGGCGCCGUCCAAGCAGUACGACGAGGGCGGGCAGCUCCAGCUCAUGGAGGCCGACCGGGUCGAGGAGGAGGAGGAGUGCUUCGAGUCCAUCGACAAGUUGAUCUCGCAGGGAAUAAACUCAGGAGACGUGAAGAAGCUGCAGGAUGCGGGGAUCUACACUUGCAAUGGGCUGAUGAUGCACACCAAGAAGAGCCUUACAGGGAUUAAGGGCUUGUCUGAAGCAAAGGUUGAUAAGAUCUGCGAGGCUGCUGAAAAACUUCUGAGUCAGGGUUUCAUGACAGGAAGUGAUCUCCUUAUUAAGCGAAAGUCUGUUGUCCGGAUUACCACUGGGAGCCAAGCGCUUGAUGAGCUGCUUGGAGGAGGGAUUGAAACACUCUGUAUCACAGAGGCAUUUGGAGAGUUCCGGUCAGGGAAGACCCAGUUGGCUCAUACUCUUUGUGUCUCCACUCAGCUUCCACUCCACAUGCAUGGUGGGAACGGGAAGGUUGCCUACAUUGACACUGAGGGAACAUUCCGGCCUGAACGCAUUGUGCCAAUUGCUGAGAGAUUUGGGAUGGAUGCCAAUGCUGUUCUUGACAAUAUCAUAUACGCUCGCGCAUACACCUAUGAGCACCAGUACAACUUACUCCUGGGCCUUGCUGCCAAGAUGGCCGAAGAGCCUUUCAGGCUUCUGAUCGUGGAUUCUGUGAUUGCGCUAUUCCGUGUUGAUUUCAGUGGUAGGGGUGAACUUGCAGAGCGUCAGCAAAAACUGGCACAAAUGCUGUCCCGCCUUACAAAGAUUGCUGAGGAGUUCAAUGUUGCAGUGUACAUCACCAACCAAGUGAUUGCGGACCCAGGUGGUGGUAUGUUCAUCACUGACCCCAAAAAGCCGGCAGGAGGCCACGUGCUGGCGCAUGCAGCCACCAUCCGGUUGAUGCUGAGGAAAAGCAAAGGCGAGCAGCGUGUCUGCAAGAUCUUUGACGCCCCUAACCUUCCCGAGGGAGAAGCUAACAGGCGGAUUGAUGGAUGUGAAAGACUGAUUGUUCAUCCAGGGCGCUUCCUGUCUUAA
Messenger RNA from Triticum turgidum subsp. durum (durum wheat), 1050 nucleotides. The record is from the annotation of a GenBank genome assembly. NCBI's taxonomy places the organism in Eukaryota, Viridiplantae, Streptophyta, Magnoliopsida, Poales, Poaceae.